Molecule: messenger RNA, 1473 nt
Organism: Marasmius oreades (fairy-ring Marasmius)
Lineage: Eukaryota; Fungi; Basidiomycota; Agaricomycetes; Agaricales; Marasmiaceae
Exons: 7
Coding region: 262-966 (234 amino acids)
Biological process (GO): protein sumoylation
Cellular component (GO): SUMO activating enzyme complex; cytoplasm
Molecular function (GO): SUMO activating enzyme activity
Source: RefSeq, a predicted model, not a curated record
GCUCAUCCUCGCUCAUCGCGACGACGCGUCCUUUUCAAGUCGACAUUCUGUAGUCCUUGAACUCGUGCUUCAUCUAUCUUUCUCAAUUGUCUGUUAAAAGACUGAAGGUUAUCUAUUUGUGGAACAACAGUCAACAAAAUCAUACGCGUUCUCAACCGUUGGGAACAAGGACGUACUCCUCUCAGGCUUAAACAAAACCUUAGAUCAAACCUCUAAGGCAACGGAUAUCUAAAUAAACUUGAAACCACAAAGUUUGGAACUAUGUCAGCUGCAGGUCAAGUUACGGAGUUCACAGAAGAAGAACAGGGUCGAUAUGACCGACAGAUCCGUCUUUGGGGUGUUGAAGCACAACAGAGGAUGCGAAACGCAACGAUCCUCGUAGUCGGGUUGAAGGGAACAGCAACUGAGACGAUCAAGAAUAUCGUCCUGGCUGGGAUAGGAAGGUUGAUCAUUGUAGAUGGGGAUGACGUCAAGGAGGACGAUCUUGGGGCUGGGUUUUUCUUUAGAGAGGAGGAUGUGGGCAGAAAGCGCGUCGACGCCGCUAAACCCCGAAUCGAGUCUCUCAAUCCUUUGGUCACCGUAACGACGAUCCCUACAUUUUCUGCAGUGGACGCUCAGUCUUUUGAAACGACCAUACUAGAAUAUAAUGUCCAUCUAAUUUGUGUCACAGAUUGGGAUCGAGAUGGGCUGAUUCAGAUGAAUAACGUCUGUCGUCGGGUAGGAAGAUUUUUCUAUGCUGGAGGGACGUAUGGACUUUUAGGGUACAUCUUUUGUGAUUUGGGAGAUUAUGAUUCUGUUUCACCAUCUGGCAAAGUGCGAACAUCAUACGCACCACUAGACUCGGCUUUACGUCACCGAUGGACGAGUCUUACGAGGAGACAGACGAAGGAGUUGAAUCCUGCGGUUGUGUUUUUGGUUCUAGGUCCGUUUACAUGGAGAGGUUCUGCCUCUUCUUUCGUUGACUAGUUUACUUACUGAACUCUGCGUUCCCCUUAUCCUUGUCCACCUCUGUCGCUCUGCGUACUUGUGCAUAGGGAUAUGGCAAUAUCAAUCGGCCCACAACGGCGAUCUCCCGCAACGAGAGGAGGAAUCGGAGGAGGUCCAGCGAAUUGCGGAUGCUCUUGUGCAGGAAGCUGACGUGAAUAGGCAAGUUUUGACAUCUGUUGGGAGGGAAUUCGUCUCUUCAACGCUCCCGACAACUCCACACGAGUUCUCCCCCAUUUGUGCUGUCAUUGGGGGUAUGCUGGGACAGGAUGUGCUCAAGGCUUUGGGUGGGAGGGAUCCACCUAUCGCGAAUCUUUUUGUGUUUGAUGGGAAUACGGGAGGCGGGAGUGUUGUUAGGAUGGGGAUGUGAACGGAUGGUGGAGAAGUAUUAUGACAAUAAUAUGUAAGCAUAAGUGAACUUUCUGACCUACUGUAUGUGGUGGAAGAAAGUUCCAACCUCAAAAUGAAUCUGUGUUUAUGUCGUCCACA